UUUUCGUUUCUCAUUCUCAUUCGCAUUUCCAACUUUCAACUAUAAAACUCACAAUAAAUUAGCAUAAAUCAUAAGAAAAAUGUCGAAACGAUCGGCACCGAAUGCAACUACACCACAAAAAACGAAGAAAAAAAAAACUUGUGAUGUGCAAAAGCCAAUGACAAACUUGAUAGUCAAACAAAGAAAACCGCCAAGUCUGGCAUUGAUCAUGAAACAAGCUGCAAAUGCUGCCGAGGAACAGGAGAAUCGUCGCAUCGAAAGAGAGCUCAAUUGCAGGCCCGAGCUCGCAAUGCUUUUUAACUGGAAUCCAGAUGAUGUUAAACCAACAACAACUAUGGAAAUUGUUGCACAAUUGCCCAAAGAAGCUGACAACAAGCCGCGUUUAAACUUGUUGUGUAAAAGUUCUGCUAAGAAUGCCUCAAUUCUGGAGGUCUCAAAGGAGGAGCCGAAAAAGCCGCGAUGGCGUUGCUAGUGGUUUUUCUAUUUCCAUCUCAUUUUUUGUAACAUAUUUUAUUGCAAAAUUCUGAUUUUAUUGUAUUCGAACUUUUAUCGAAGCGGUUUCGAGGCAACAAAAGAAAAAAACACACCUUUGUCAUGGUAUUUUAAAUUAAUAAAUUCUGAUUUC
Messenger RNA from Drosophila albomicans, 625 nucleotides. RefSeq lists its product as uncharacterized. NCBI's taxonomy places the organism in Eukaryota, Metazoa, Arthropoda, Insecta, Diptera, Drosophilidae. The coding region runs from base 80 to 472 and encodes 130 amino acids. The record is from RefSeq and is a predicted model, not a curated record. The transcript is spliced from 3 exons.